ACGCUCACCCGCGAGCUCCCUCUCUUGCUUCCCCCUCACCAGCACUCACCCACGCGCUCCCUCUCUUGCCUGCAUCUACCCCCGGCGAGGACCACCUCCUCCGCCAACGAAGAUGCAGCCAGCAAGCGGCGCCGAUCAAAUGAAGUCGAAGCAUCAGCCGUGGGUUCCGCCGGGGGUCAUGCAGUAUCCGGUUUCUCCGAUGGUGAUGCAGAACCACAUGGUUCCGCCACCGCCGCCGCAAUUUGCGCCGCCACAUUUCUUUGGUUUUCACCAGCCGAUGCACCCACCUUCUUCCCCUCUGCAGCAGAUGGGGACUAGCGCCGAUGAGAAUAAGACGAUAUGGGUGGGGGAUCUCCAAUACUGGAUGGAUGAGAAUUAUCUGCAUGGUUGCUUUGGGCAUACUGGCGAGGUCAUCUUCAUUAAAGUUAUCCGCAAUAAACAGACAGGAAAGUCAGAAGGAUAUGGUUUCGUUGAAUUUUUUACUCAUGCGGCAGCUGAUAAAGUAAUUCAAACAUUCACUGGCCAUUUGAUGCCUAACAGUGAUCAACCUUUUAGGCUAAAUUGGGCCUCAUUUAGUACUGGUGAUAGGCGUUCCGAAUUAGCUUCUGGUCACUCUAUUUUUGUAGGCGAUCUUGCUCCUGAUGUUACAGAUUCUUUGCUUCAAGAAACUUUUUCUACCAAAUACUCCUCUAUAAAAGGUGCAAAAGUUGUCAUUGAUGCUAACACUGGCCGUUCAAAAGGAUAUGGCUUUGUUAGAUUUGGAGAUGAUAAUGAGAAAGCUCUUGCUAUGACUGAGAUGAAUGGCGUUUAUUGCUCAAGCAGGCCCAUGCGCAUUUGUGCUGCAACUCCAAGAAAAUUAUCUGGUGGUUCAGGAUAUAACAGUGCAUCUGCACCGAGCUACCAAUCAGAUGGAGAUUUCACAAACACAACAGUAUUUGUGGGAGGACUUGACCCAAAUGUUAGUGAAGAUGAGCUUAAGCAGAUCUUUUCUAAGCAUGGCGAUGUUGCCUCUGUGAAGGUUCCGGCUGGGAAGCAAUGUGGCUUUGUACAAUUUGUCCAAAGAAGCAAUGCUGAAUCUGCUUUGCAAGCGCUGAAUGGAACACUCAUAGGGAAGCAAACAGCACGGCUUUCAUGGGGUCGCAAUCCAGCUAAUAAGCAGUUGAGAGUGGAUUCUAUGAACCGGCGGAGCGGUGGGUACUAUGGCGCACAAAUCUAUGGGGGAUAUGGCUAUGCUGUGCCGUUUCAGCAUCCUGGCAUGUACGCUGCUGCUUAUGGUCCUUACUCCACUUAUGGUUUCCAGCAACAGGUCAGUUAGUGGCUUUAUCUAAGCUGGCUUCCAGGUUAUAGUGAGUAAUGGAAAAUAGAUGCAGUGUAAAAUACACCUACAAACCAGUACUAUCUUUAGUUAAUUCCUCAAUUUCUGAGGAUAUUUCUCACAUUCUUUGAAAAUUUUGACUGAUUGUUGGUAGAAAAAAACUAGAUUAUUUGUACUGUACUGCAAUUAUGUGCUUGAAUUGUUAUCCAUUCUUUCAUAGAAUACUUUGUUAUCUUGUUAUUA
Molecule: messenger RNA, 1558 nt
Organism: Dendrobium catenatum
Lineage: Eukaryota; Viridiplantae; Streptophyta; Magnoliopsida; Asparagales; Orchidaceae
Product: polyadenylate-binding protein RBP47
Exons: 6
Coding region: 113-1315 (400 amino acids)
Cellular component (GO): cytosol
Molecular function (GO): mRNA binding
Source: RefSeq, a predicted model, not a curated record